AUGGCUGUGGCAGAAGAUAGAUCCAAUCCACGGCAUAACUGGUGGAGCUCUUUCAAGUCGUUUUGGACGAGUAACGAUUUGACUUCAAGCGCGGACGACGGGGAUACCCCUAGAGAAGCGCGACUCGCGGAGGAUGGGGCGGAAGGCGGACGAGGUGAAGGAGGGGAGGGGGGAGAGGGGGAGGGGAGGAAGAAGGGGGAGGGGGAGGAGGAUGAAGGGGAAGGGGGGGAGGGGGAGGAAGGGCAGAGCGGGGAGGAGGAAUACGCAGGAGAGGAAGAAGAGCAGGGGGAAAACGGGGACGCGGAGGUCGACGCGGAAGGGGAGUGGGACGAAGGAGGGGAGAGCGAUGACGAAGGGGAGUGGGACGAGGAGGGGGAGGAUGACGGUGAGGGGGAGUGGGGAACGGAUGGUCUUGGAGGGAUGAGCGCGGAGGAGCUAGAGGGGCUUUGGCGGGCGGGAGACGACGCGGCAGAGGGGGAAGGGGAGGGGGAAGGGGAAGAGGGAGGCGCGGAGGGCUGGACGUUGUCGGAAGAAGCGGACGAUGUGGCGGAAGCGGCGGAAGACGAGGCGGAAGGCAGCGCGCGCAGGGAGGGGAGCGGAGAGCAUCGGACGGACAGAUCUGGAUCCAAUGAUGGGUCAGACGAAGCGGAUGUGACAACAAUGAGCGUAGCGCAAACGCAAUGGACGAGCGAUCUCGCCCUAAACGAGCCGGAGUUCGAAGACGACGGUUCGUUGAAGGCACCGCGGCGUUUGCCGCAGCGCUCCCUCAUCGCAGUCGCCAACGCCGUUAACGGCGGCCGUGGCGUCGUUACGCGUGCGACUCCGAAAUCCAAACCUAGCAGCGGAAAGAAACACAAAUUUCCUUCGAGCGCUGGCAAGAAGAGGAGCGGAAGCUCCGGUGCGCGAUCCAGUUCAGCGAAGAAGCUGCGAAAACAAUUUCGUGCGCGCUUUAAACGGGGAUCGCUGCAGCUUUUGAACCUGCUUUGGAGUAUCGCGGUAAAAGUGAACAAUACGAAGCAGUUUGGGUCGUUGCGAAAGAUCGUAAGCGCGGUGAUUACAACGGGGGUGAUUAUCGCUGCGGAAGCGCUCGGGCUAAAUAUUCCGGAAGGACGCGCGUUUAUUGCGACGCUCGUCGUCGUUGCGCGAUCGAAUGCGACAGGUGGCAACGGCUCCGCUUCUGCGGGAGCUGCCUCUGGCAAUUCGUCGUCUUUGCCGGUACGCACGAGUGCUCAGAUUGUCCUUUAUUUUGUCUUUUUUCGGGUGGUGUUUUUGUUCGGAACAUUUUCUGCCCGCCUUUAUCCUUCUGCACGCUUUCUUUGUUAA
Closterium sp. Yama58-4 is the source of this 1323-nucleotide messenger RNA. NCBI's taxonomy places the organism in Eukaryota, Viridiplantae, Streptophyta, Zygnematophyceae, Desmidiales, Closteriaceae. The record is from the annotation of a GenBank genome assembly.